UGAACGUUCUCUUGUGACCAGCAAGCGAAAUUUCUGAUCAGUAUCUGCCUCCGUAGUGUUUUUAGUGUUAUUGUGCCUUUUCAGUCCUUUGAUUUCUACUUGCUAAACAUACGUUUCGAUAUGAGCAGCCCCGCUGGUAGAACUAAUGCCUCCCCACAUCACCAUCUGCGAGAGCGAAAACGCAAGGCUGAUCCAAAACGAGAGCAGCCAUCCAAGUUCCAAUCAAGCAACACUACGGACCUUAAUGAUGAGCCAGUUGAAAUAAAGAGGCCCAUAGCAAAAAAGACGAAAACAAACAAGUCCUCAGCAGAGCAACGAUUGAAGCGGUAUGGAGCAACUUCACGCCUCCUUCCCAAACUGAGCUGUAGCGCUCUAAUCUUUGACCAGAUAUAGAGAAACUGCUCCCGCUUCUAUUCAAGCAAUUUAUGAGAGGGCGUUGAGCCAGCGCAUGUUUUGCCUGGAUAGACAGCGAGGAGGAAGCGAGGAUUGUCCCACCGAAGUUUUGAAGAUAGCGGGAAGCACUGGAAACGUAUACACCGUGAAAAUCGACCGGUUACCUUCCUGCGACUGCCCACACGCGAGAAGAGGCAACGAGUGCAAGCACGUUCUCUUCGUUCUGGUGCGCGUGUUGAAGGCCACGAACUACUGGCAGAGGGCCUACUUGGCAAGUGAGCUUCGAGAAAUCUUCAGCAAGGCACCCCCCAUCGUCCCUGUCGAUGCGGAGAGGUGCGACAACGAUCGCAAACCCAUCCACGAGGAAGACACGUGCCCCAUUUGCUUCAUGGAGUUCCAAGACGGUCUCGAAGGGACCGUGUAUUGCAAAGCCGCAUGUGGCAAUAACAUCCACAAAGAAUGCUUUGAUCAGUGGGCUGCGAGCAGAAAACGUUCAGCCGCACCGGUAACAUGUCCGUUCUGCCGAUCCAGAUGGAUUGAUGCAGAUGGUUCACAAGGCAGAAUAAGCAUAGAUAUGUUGAAGCAGCGUAGCAUCAACAGCGAAGGGUAUAUCAAUGUCGCUCAGGAUUUGGGCAUAUCGACCCAGCGCGACUACAGUACUUAUCACUCCUUCUGGGUCAGGCGAGAAGCGAGGAGGGGUGCAGACGUCGGUGAUUGGUAUGAUCCUGACCCUUUUUAGAAUGGGAUAAAAGGGUGGGCGAAUUCUGUACCUAUCAAGUUGUUGUGUGAAUCUCAAUGCCUCCACGAGGGAGUUCCUGGUGACUAGACUGAGUCUGAGCAGCUGGUAUGCUGGGAAAAAGGUCAUCAGUUUGCGAGUAUAACGCCCUCCCUUAUGGUGCUCAUCCAUACCGCGAUAACAAGUAUUCUGUCGAGCUCGACGACUGUCAACUUCAACAUUAGGUAAUGAGGCUCUAAGAAAACGGAAUAGGUAUGUCAGAAUAUCUAAAGCCUAUCAAAUGAGGCAGACAAAGCUAAAAUACUAAGCAUGUUAAAACACACAGCUAUCGCCUCCUCUACUCCCUCUUGAUGUUUCUAACUACCUGCUUCAAAUCAUCUUCCGUCAAGCCCAUCUCUUGUCGGCAGUAGUUCCAAAAGUUACCGUACUCCUCCUGAACCACACUCACGAAGGCAGCUGCAAUCCCAGGAUUCGUGCUCCCAAGGUUGAUGAUCCCUGGCUGCCGCAUCGCGUCGUCGCCGAGCCAGUUCUUGAGCACGGCAGUCAGCAUCUCUCGCUCAGGCUCAACCCCUAUCCUCGUCAGGCUGUAGUCAUACCCGAUCAGGUCAACGUCAUGCUCAACGAGGCCAUGCAGGAGAAUGGCCAUGACUCCGGCCCGGUCUUUGCCGGCGGUGCAGUGCCAGAGAACGCCUUCCCCCGGCCGAUCUCUCAGGCGCUCGAGAAUCUGCCUGUAACGCGGGGCGAAGAGCUUCAAGAUCUCGAUGUAGUCUGCCACGAACCCGGGGAUCCCGCCGCCGGCAACGUAAUCCGACGGGUUGACGUGCCGCACCGGCGUCGUGGAUUCCAGCCAGACCAUGUCCACGCCCUCGAUGCCCGGCUCCGGGAACCGUUGCCGCUCGCCUCGGUGUCUCAGGUCGAACACGGACUUGAUGCCCAGUUCGUCGCGCAGACGAGCGAAGGCGGAAGGGGGGAUGUUGUGAAGAGAGCCCGAGCGGUAGACGAGCCCUGGUUUGAUGCGCGAGCGGGGGAGAAGGCCCAAGUCUCUGAGGUUCAGGCUGCCCGGUAAAGACACGAACGGCGGUGUCGCGAGGCCAGCGGCAAGAAUGUUGUCGGGGAUGGUCUCCGCCAUGGGAAGCCGAGCGAGCGCCUCGAGAUCGACCGCUUCGUGAGGCUUGACAUCGGCCUCGUGAACGGGAGCCGCAAGAUCUGAC
Messenger RNA from Verruconis gallopava, 2340 nucleotides. RefSeq lists its product as hypothetical. The transcript is spliced from 5 exons. NCBI's taxonomy places the organism in Eukaryota, Fungi, Ascomycota, Dothideomycetes, Venturiales, Sympoventuriaceae. The record is from RefSeq and is a predicted model, not a curated record. Gene Ontology annotation, molecular function: ubiquitin protein ligase activity; zinc ion binding. The coding region runs from base 449 to 1132 and encodes 227 amino acids.